GUUCCAAUGCAGCAGAGUUAUCACGGAUGGCGUCCAAGAGGUGGACACCGGCUCACCGACAAACACCAAGGUGAAGAAAGUACUGGUGAAGUGGGACAUCCAGCCGCAGGAGAUGGUGGAAGACCUGAACGACUUACGAGGCUUCCGCCGUGUGAUGACCGACCUCGGUGGUCCUAUGCGCGAGGUUGUCCGGGUGAACACCGAUCAGUCCCAUCUGUCACGGGUAUCUUCACGCAAGACGACGCAGCAGAACGUGCAACAGCUUCAGGAUGUCUUCGGAAGUAUGAUCUUGGACGACGACGAGGAGGAACUCGGCAUGCGACUUACCGAGCCGGAAGAGGCGGAAGACGCCGCAGGAGAGUCCCUACUCAUCGAUAUCGACGAGGCAAUCGAUAUUCGCCAAGGCACAGGAGUCUUGACGAAGGAGGCAUAUGAGCACGAAGAGGCGGUGCUGUAUUUCUCCACGUCCCAGCAGUGCUACAUACCAGCGAAGGUGGAGGGCCCGGGAACCUUCGACGAGGAUGGCAUGUUGCCACUCUACAGCCUCCUUGUUGGCGUUCGCGCGCAGCUUCGGGAGCGUGUUCCGAUGCAGCUCCUUCGGGCCCCCUUGAAAGAAGGAGUCCGCGUGGAGGCAUACUCGGAGUCGCUGCAAAAGUGGGUCCCGGCUCUCAUCUUGCGUGAGCCCAUGCGAACCGUUUCGCAUCUCUCCAACUACCACAUUGCGCUGGACGACCCGGCAUUGGCUGACCGGGAACGAACGCCACUUUGGGACAUGCCGCUCAGCCGGCUCCGGCGUCGCUUCGAGCCGGGUGCAAAGGUACACGUGUACCGCGGCCGCGACGAUG
Symbiodinium sp. CCMP2592 is the source of this 845-nucleotide messenger RNA. The record is from the annotation of a GenBank genome assembly. NCBI's taxonomy places the organism in Eukaryota, Dinophyceae, Suessiales, Symbiodiniaceae.